Messenger RNA from Sphaerulina musiva SO2202, 834 nucleotides. RefSeq lists its product as uncharacterized. The annotation marks the transcript as partial. NCBI's taxonomy places the organism in Eukaryota, Fungi, Ascomycota, Dothideomycetes, Mycosphaerellales, Mycosphaerellaceae. The transcript has a single exon. The record is from RefSeq and is a predicted model, not a curated record.
GACAGUGCUGGUUGGGACAACGCGGCCGGAGCCUGGUCCUCCAGCCUCCACCGCGCCACCACACUCGCUGCAGGCCGCCUCAUCGAUCUUGCUGAAGAACUCAGACCCAUCACCGAGGCCUCUCGUGUGAUCGACGUCGGUGCAGGCACGGGCGCAGCAACUCUCGCCAUCGCAGCCAAGACUUGUGCCACAGACAUGACAGCAACAGACAUAUCGCAGUCCAUGCUCGAUAACAUCCACCUCCCACCUCCAACAACGACAUCAUCGCACCACGCAGCACCACACUCCUCCCGCACCCUGACCAGACAAACGGCAGAUGUCCACCACCUCACCAAAACUUUCCCCCCCUCGAAAAAGACUUACACUCAUACCUUCUCCAACCUGAUGCUUCACGUCCUCUCCGACCCCCUCACCGCCGUCCACCAAAUGCACGCCAUCACCGACCCCGCCGGCGGCAUCCUCGCCCUCUCCCUCACGGGAAAACCCAUCUGGAUGUACCACCUCUGGCAACUCGCCUGUCAAACCCUCGACCCAACCUUUCUCGUCCCCGACCUCUUCCCAACUCGCUGGUGCACGCCCCAAGAUCUCUCGCACGCCUUCCACGCCGUGCACGCGACUGACGUGCACAUUGAAACCUUUGACACGGAAUGGCCGUUUGCUAAUUCUACGGACUUCGUCCAUUGGUUCCGCGUCGGUGGUCAUCCGGGUAUUGAUUUUGCCGUGCAGGCGUGGAAGGGUGAUCGCGAGAUGGCUUUGGAGGCUUUGGGGAAAGUGCAUGAUGAGAUGAGGCAUUUGUUGUGUUUGAGAACUGUCCUUGGGGUUGGGAGGGUGUAG